Toxoplasma gondii ME49 is the source of this 1152-nucleotide messenger RNA. RefSeq lists its product as hypothetical. The record is from RefSeq and is a predicted model, not a curated record. Lineage: Eukaryota; Apicomplexa; Conoidasida; Eucoccidiorida; Sarcocystidae. Bases 1 to 1152 code for a protein of 383 amino acids. The transcript is spliced from 7 exons.
AUGCCUUCUAACACAGGAAACCGUGUGGGCAAGGUUCCACUGUUGGGCGUGGAUCUUGUCCAGACUGACUCUAGCUUGUCGAGUGACGAGUUUGAGAGGGACGCACUCGUUACGAAAAUGUGCAAAAGUCUUCUAGAGCCGGACGUGCUUGCUGAAACGAAGGCACAUUCGUCUGAAACCGCCCCGACACAGCAAACUAAUACACAUGCGUUUUUACCAUGUAGGAUUGGCAACGCGGACCUCCUCGUACUACACCGCGUUCUCGUGACCCUCUACACCGAUCAAAUCAUCGCCACCGUUUUCAAUAUUAAAGGGAGGCUUCGAGAAUUUGGAUGCUCCCACAUAGUAAAUACUAAUUUUAUUGCAAUAUACGCUCUGUUCCCGACCCUUUACCGUAUCGAGUGGUUGCCGCAGCAAGGCGAACGUGCUGUAUUCUUCACGAUUGAUCCCCCAAACGCAAAGGGGUGGAUAGACAUAAACGACCCUCAUGACCGUUACCCCCCCUCGAUGUGGACCGCGUUCAGCAACUUCCUGUACGAUAAGUUCUUGCUCUCCUCUGCUCCGAACGGAAUUGGCGGUGGCCGGUAUGGUUUGGCCAAGUAUUUGCAACAGCUGGGCUUGCCAUUUUUCAAAGGAUUUUCGCUGGGUCAAUUGUGUCACGUGGUUCAGCUUGCCAUUUCUCACAAGUUCCUGCUGGCAUACGAAGAUAAUGUCCUCAAACCAGUCACAGCCUGUGCCGUCUUUGCCAAUGCUCUUCUCGGCCUUCCAGAUGCAAAGCGACGUGGAAAGAAGUGCAUAACAGACAUUAGGGAGAUCCAAUACUGUAUUGACUACUUGCUUCAGAUGUAUCCCUCAGGAUUCACUUUGUCGACGCUGAAGCGAAAACUGAAAGACCUAUACGGCCGCGAACUCUGCCAGACGGUUUUCCACUGCGCGAAGCUGGUCGACUUGAUGAACCUGCCAGAACUCCGCGAAGUAUGCCGCAUUGCAAAGGAUGCAAGGCAUAUCAAAGUGGUGCCGCCAGAGAUUUCGACAGCACCCGACCAGCCAAUAGGACGAACAUUCAGCAUCCCUUCGCUGCCUCCUCCGCCACCGCCUCCUCAAAACUGUACAGGAACAAACGAACAACUGACAGACAUGGCAGUCUGGUGA